Messenger RNA from Symsagittifera roscoffensis, 597 nucleotides. RefSeq lists its product as uncharacterized. Lineage: Eukaryota; Metazoa; Xenacoelomorpha; Acoela; Convolutidae. The coding region runs from base 1 to 597 and encodes 198 amino acids. The transcript has a single exon. The record is from RefSeq and is a predicted model, not a curated record.
AUGGCGCCUAAAUCCUCCGGCUGUCACCAUUUUGGCGGCGUGUGCGUGCGACUCAUCUCAAUGAUAAAACGAGCAUUCUUACUAAAUCUCGGUUCUGAUCGACUAUCAAGAGAUCAAUUUGCUACUAUCGUAGCCGAGACCGAGGCAAUCCUCAACUCACGUCCGCUAACUCAUGUCAGUAGUGACCUUGACGACGACCUUCGACUGACACCCAACCUCUUCUUAAGGGGUCCUCCAUUUGUCUACGCUCCAGCAGCAGCCUUCUACGAAGCAUCUACCAGUAAAUUGUCCAAAAAGUCUUGGAAGCGAGCAAAAGAUAGACUUGACAGCUUCUGGAGGCGUCUUGUUAAAGAGUACGCUCCGACUCUCAUCAGAAGGACUAAAUGGACGCAACCCGAGGAACUACUCGAAAAAGAUGACCUCAUGUGGACACUUGAGGACUUUACACCACGAGGCAUCUUGCCACUGGGUCGAGUGUUAGAAGUUUUUAUCGGCUCGGAUGGCAUCGCGCGCUCGUGUAAACUGAAAACAGCCCUAGGUACUUUAACGAGACCAGCGGUGAAACUUGCCCUCGUAUCCCCGAAAAAGAAGAUUUAA